Messenger RNA from Etheostoma spectabile (orangethroat darter), 2053 nucleotides. RefSeq names its product protein NLRC3. The record is from RefSeq and is a predicted model, not a curated record. Lineage: Eukaryota; Metazoa; Chordata; Actinopteri; Perciformes; Percidae. The annotation marks the transcript as partial. The transcript is spliced from 5 exons.
GAUCCAUCAGAGACCCGACUCUGCGGGACCUGGACCCAGCUGUGUGUCCUUUAAGAGCGACGGGUCAUAUCAAGGCCUCAUUAACUUUAAAGGAGAUCAACCCUCUGCUGGAGAGAGAGUGGACCAGGAGAGCUCAGAGGGUCCCAGUGGGUCCCAGUCCUCCCAGCAGCAUCAAACCCACCUGGACUCCAUCUUUAUGCUGCUGGAGGAGAACAUCGUCACUUUUGUGAAGAACGAGCUGAAGAAGAUCCAGAAGCUUCUGAGACCAGAUUACCCAGAAUGCUCAGAGAGUCAGAGGGAGGGUGAGGAUGAAGUGCAGAGGAGGAGCAGAGAGGCGUUUCUGAAGAUCACACUGCACUUCCUGAGGAGAAUGAAGCAGGACGAGCUGGCUGACCGUCUGCAGAGCAGAAGUCCAGCAGGAGUUUGUAAGCGUAAACUCAAAUCUAAGCUAGACAGGAAGUUCCAGCGUGUGUUUGAGGGGAUUGCUACAGCAGGAAACCAAACCGUUCUGAAUCAGAUGUUCACAGAGAUCUACCUCAUGAAGGGAGGGGCUGCAGGGGUCAAUGAUCAACACGAGGUCAGACAGAUUGAAACAGCAUCCUGGAAACCAGACACACCAGAACCAACAAUCAGACAAGAAGACAUCUUUAAAACCCCACCUGGAAGAGAUCAACCAAUCAGAGCAGUGAUGACAACGGGAGUGGCUGGCAUCGGGAAAACAGUCUUAACACAGAAGUUCACUCUGGACUGGGCUGAAGGCAAAGCCAACCAGGACAUCCAGUUCACAUUCCCAUUCACCUUCAGAGAGCUGAAUGUGCUGAAAGAGAGAAAGUUCAGCUUGGUGGAACUUGUUGAUUACUUCUUUAGUGAAACCAAAGAAGCAGGAAUCUGCAGGUUUGAAGAGUUCCCGGUGGUCUUCAUCUUUGACGGUCUGGAUGAGUGUCGACUUCCUCUGGACUUCCUCAACACUGAGAUCCUGACUGAUGUUUCAGAGUCCACCUCAGUGGGUGUGCUGCUGACAAACCUCAUCAGGGGGAAUCUGGUUCCCUCUGCUCGCCUCUGGAUAACCACACGACCUGCAGCAGCCAAUCAGAUCCCUCCUGGGUGUGUUGACAUGGUGACAGAGGUCAGAGGGUUCACUGACGCCCAGAAGGAGGAGUACUUCAGGAAGAGAUUCAGAGAUGAGGAGCAGGCCAGCAGAAUCAUCUCUCACAUCAAGACAUCACGAAGCCUCCACAUCAUGUGCCACAUCCCAGUCUUCUGCUGGAUCACUGCUACAGUUCUGGAGGACGAGUUGAAGACCAGAGAGGGAGGAGAGCUGCCCAAGACCCUGACUGAGAUGUACAUCCACUUCCUGGUGGUUCAGUCCAAAGUGAAGAACAUCAAGUAUGAUGGAGGAGCUGAGACAGAUCCACACUGGAGUCCAGAGACGAGGAAGAUGAUAGAGUCUCUGGGAAAACUGGCUUUUGAGCAGCUGAAGAAAGGCAACCUGAUCUUCUAUGAAUCAGACCUGACAGAGUGUGGCAUCGAUAUCAGAGCAGCCUCAGUGUUCUCAGGAGUGUUCACACAGAUCUUUAAAGAGGAGAGAGGACUGUACCAGGACAAGGUGUUCAGCUUCGUCCAUCUGAGUGUUCAGGAGUUUCUGGCUGCUCUUCAUGUCCAUCUGACCUUCACCAACUCUGGAGUCAACCUGCUGGCAGAAGAACAAACAACACCAACACAGUUCUACCAGAGUGCUGUGGACGAGGCCUUACAGAGUCCUAAUGGACACCUGGACUUGUUCCUCCGCUUCCUCCUGGGUCUUUCACUGCAGACCAAUCAGAAUCUCCUACGAGGUCUGCUGACACAGACAGGAAGUAGCUCAGAGACCAAUCAGGAAACAGUGAAGUACAUCAAGAAGAAGAUGGAUGAGGAUCUGUCUGCAGAGAGAAGCAUCAAUCUGUUCCACUGUCUGAAUGAACUGAAUGAUGGUUCUCUAGUGGACCUGAUCCAACGUUACCUGAGUUCAGGAGAAGUCCACGCAUUACAUAAGUCUCCUGCUGAGUGGAGCUAA